UGGUAGAAAACUAGAAAUCUUAGAGCAAGAUCCACUUAUCUUGCAGACUGUUAAUUCUAUUGUAGAAUUAUCCCGAUUUAAACUUGGUACAAUAGCAAAUAAUCUUACUCAGCUUUUGGAAGGUGUUUCGCAGAAUACAACGGCGAUAACGGCUAUAAUAUCCGACCUCCCCGCAGAAGUUUUACAAUCCCAAUUAUUUAUUUUAAAAAUCCUAUCUGCUUGUACUACUCACCAUUGGAAAUUUUACCGAGGAACUUUACAAAAGGAAUUGGAUGCAUUGUCAAAAAACUCUCCAGAAACUUCUCCAACCUCUCCAACUGUAAAUAAUGAAAUUCCAUCCGUAACUAAUGAUCAACAGCCUGCACCUCCUACUUCUAACUAUAAUGGCAAUGCAAGAAGGUUCAGACCCCCAAGAUCUUGGGACGAUCCGCCACAGCUAGAAGAAGCUUUGGCAACUUACAUUUUAAACGUUUUAUCUAAAUUUCUUCAUUUAAUGGCUAAUCACGAUGAUAGUAUCCCUAGUAGUGGACCUGCGAGUGUGGGUGCUACUGCUGAUAUUAUUAGUGAGAUUUAUAAAAACGCUGGGAGAGUUAUUUUUUAUAUCAGCGCUUCAAAUUGGAGCGUGGUUUUUUCGAGAAUUAGAAAUAGAAUUUCCCAUUUAGCUGCCGCUGGUGAUAAUUUGGCUGAAACUGCUGAGUUGAGAUUGUUGGAAGUCUCUGAUCUUAAUUCAAUAAGAUUAUCUAUGGUAUUACAAGAAUUAUGUGAUUCUAUAAGCACUUUGAGAAAACCUGCCCAAAUGGUAAUGGCCACUGUACUUCGUAAAGCUAUUUGGAAUUGGAUAGAAGUUUUUCCAGCUGAGUUUGUUACUUUGUGUCAAACUCAAAGACGAAUGGGUGGCAAUCCUGAGAGACUUUUUGAGAUCUGUAAUACUUUAGUCGCCAAUAACUUCCCCAAUAGCUGUAAAGCAUUCUGGCCAUUGCAAACUAUGUUGUUGAUUUUAUGCCCCGAUCUUUUGUUUAGUGCUGCAAUGCAUGAUAAAACCUCUAAUACAAACAGAAAGACCCAGAACCAGUUUUUGGAGAGACUAAAAAAUGCAUUAAGGAACAAUACUAGAGGUCAAAGAGGAUUAGCUGAUAUAGCUGCAAUAUGUUAUGUUGAUAUUUGUAAAGCAUCCACUUAUGUCAAUUAUAGUGAUUCAUCGACUCUUCGGUCGAUAGUUCCGGACAUAGAAGAUGAGUUGAAGUCCAAAUUAUUUAAUCCGGCAUGCCCAUUUCCAAAUGAGAAUAGAGUGGAUCAUAGACUUAUGACCGAUUGUCUAACUGCUUUAUUUAGGCUUAACCCCCGAAAAACUCAGGAAUCUUUAAUUUCGCUAUGUUUACAAGAUAAUGCACCUAGUGCUUUUAAGUUGGUGCUUGUUAAGAGUUGCAAUUCUAUUGCUUCAGAGGAAAAUAGGCUUCCAUGGAAUUUACAAUUUUCAUCAAUGCGCCCAAUAUUAGCAGGGCCUUUUCGCAAGCUGUUUCAAGAUAUUAUGUCAAAUGGAGACAAGCCAGUUUGGAAUCGGUAUAAAGCUGAAAAAACCGAAAUUAUUCUUAAUCUUUUGAGGUUAUAUCGAACAGAUCCUAAGCUCGCUAUUGUGGUUGAAUCUCAAGAUCAUUCAAAGGAUAAUCAAUCAAUAAUUCUUGCUAUCAAUGAUUGUUUGAAUGAUCCAAAUGUUGCUAUUCGAACAGCCGCGGCUGAGACUUUACUGGAAUUUCAUAAUGUGGAGCUUAUUGAACUCUGGGGAUCUCCGGAUAAUAAGAUGCAACUAUUUUGGCCUAUAAG
Cetraspora pellucida is the source of this 1821-nucleotide messenger RNA. Lineage: Eukaryota; Fungi; Glomeromycota; Glomeromycetes; Diversisporales; Gigasporaceae. The record is from the annotation of a GenBank genome assembly.